Molecule: messenger RNA, 686 nt
Organism: Gossypium raimondii (Peruvian cotton)
Lineage: Eukaryota; Viridiplantae; Streptophyta; Magnoliopsida; Malvales; Malvaceae
Exons: 3
Coding region: 183-479 (98 amino acids)
Biological process (GO): mitochondrial respiratory chain complex IV assembly
Cellular component (GO): mitochondrial inner membrane
Source: RefSeq, a predicted model, not a curated record
AUUCCCUUCCGCACAUGGUUUUCUUGUUUUCCUUUUAGCAGUCGCCGACUUGGUUUUCUCUUCUUUCUUACAUUAUAUAUAAAAGGAAAGACUUUUCAUUGCUUCUCACCACAAAAAUCCUUUCUUUUUCUUUAAAUCUAUCUCUAAAAGAAAAAAAAAAAAGAGCUUAAUUUCUGUGAAAAAUGGUGGAACCUAAGAGCAAGAUUGAAUCAAUAAGGGAAUGGGUCGUUGAUCACAAGCUUAGAACUGUUGGGUGUCUGUGGCUGAGCGGUAUUGCGGGUUCUAUUGCUUACAAUUGGUCUCAACCUGGUAUGAAAACCAGCGUUAAAAUUAUUCACGCUAGGUUGCAUGCUCAAGCCCUUACGUUGGCAGCGUUAGCCGGUGCUGCAGCUGUGGAAUACUAUGAUCAUAGGAACAGAGCCAAAGCUGAUCCAUAUGCAAAGUUCCUUCCGGCUGAUGGAUACUCGCACAAGGAUUAGAAGACUUGGAUAGGCGUUUAAAGUCUGUAAACAUACUCUGUUUAAUAAAGUUUUUUUAUUUUAUUUUUUCUUUUGGUUGUGUAUAGAGGCAUUACGUUUGCCCCUUCACAUCACAUUCUUUUCAACUGUUCCCCCUCUAAUAUACCUGUGGUAUAGUGGAGUUUGAUACAGAGGAUUUACAGAAAAGAAUAGCCUUCUUUAGCAGCA